CCUGUCCUACAGGUGGCGCAUUACUAAUUUGUAGAAGCUCAACAGAACAGGAAGUGUUGGCAUUUAAUAAACAGUAGGACAAAGUGGUGCCGAGUCUCCGUGUACAACAUUAUUUGACUUAACUACUUUACAAGUUUAAAGUGUAAUUGUGUAAUAUUAAUGAAGCGUCAAAUAAAACAUGUCUGAGAGAAAAAGAUCCAGAGAUCACGACGACAGAACCGACCUCAGACGGCAAAAGGAAGAUACAAAGCAUCUGGACAGAUCUGUAAAGAAACAAGCCAAAAAACUGAACCAGCAAGUACAGAAAAUCAAACAUAUCGAGACCUUUUAUGAGAAGCCCCCUCCUGGUCUGAUAAAGGAGGAUGAUGACAAACCUGAGGACUGUAUACCCGACUCUCCAGGCAACCAAGAUGCACGGGAAUUUCUGGCCCAUGCGCCCACUAAAGGGCUCUGGAUGCCUCUUGGCAAAGAAGUAAAGGUCAUGCAGUGCUGGAGGUGUAAGCGCUAUGGCCAUAGGACAGGGGACCGGGAAUGUCCAUUUUUUAUCAAAGGAAAUCAAAAAUUGGAACAGUUCCGAGUUGCGCACGAAGACCCAAUGUAUGACCUGAUUAGAGAAAACAGACGCUUUGAAAAGGAAACCAGGAUACAGCAAUUACAGCAGCUGCUGGAUGACACCACCUCAGACUCGAAGUGCAGUAGCUCCAGCUCUUCAGACUCGGGCAAACACAAAAAGAAAAAAAAGAAAAAGGAGAAAAAGAAAAAAGAGAAGAAAAAGAGAAAGAAGAAACAAAAGCACAAGUCCUCCAAAUCGAGCAACAGCUCAGAUUCAGACUAAGAGCUAAAACAGUUCAGCAAGCAAAAUACAAGGAAAAGGUGCUGGGCUCUGAGCUGAGAAGAUUCCUCAGAUAAUGUUAUGAGUAUAAUGAAAGCCCAAGGCAUCUUUCUGACUGUCUUCUGUUCGCAACAGGAGCAAUGGCAGACAGUGCAGGCCCUUUUAUCUUUACUCACUGGUGGAAUGGUGACAAUGCAUGUGCUUUUCAGCUUUGUGUUUGUUACAGCCAGUACCCAUUCUGCAUCUGGAUCUAGACAGGAUAGUAUGCAUUGUAUUGGUUGAUUAGAAUUCUGUAUAUUAUCCAUUAAGUAUAUCUUUACUGGCCAUCAAAAGUAAUGACCAUGUCUGUUAUAUGUUUUUCAUUGUUUACAUAAGAGAGAAUGCUGUUAAGCUCCUCAUUUAUUUUUUAAGAAACAUUUGACAUUGAGAAUUUUGGUUUUCAUUAUUGGGCACCCCUUCAGAUUUCACAAACAAAUGUUUUUUUUUAAAAAAUUGAAUUAGUCAGAGAUCUAGGGGAAAGAUGAAUAUAAUAACCGUUUUGGCUGUUUACAGAUCAAAUGGGAAUAUGUGUUAGAACCGUUAUCAUCUUGAGCUAAAAUGUCAUGUCAGUGCUCAGGCAAAAUACAAUCCUCUUACUUAA
Messenger RNA from Acipenser ruthenus (sterlet), 1472 nucleotides. It is a transcript of the gene rp9, whose product is annotated as RP9 pre-mRNA splicing factor. The record is from RefSeq and is a predicted model, not a curated record. Gene Ontology annotation, biological process: RNA splicing. The transcript has 6 exons. NCBI's taxonomy places the organism in Eukaryota, Metazoa, Chordata, Actinopteri, Acipenseriformes, Acipenseridae. The coding region runs from base 179 to 835 and encodes 218 amino acids.